AUGCCUUGGGCCCCGCGCUUGCUUGGCCUUCUCCUGCUCCUGGAUCCGGUCUUUGGGAGUUACUCCGAAGAUCAGUGUAGUUGGAGGGGAAGCGGUCUGUCUCAAGAAGCAGGAAGCGUUGAACAGAUCUCCUUGCAUUGCGCCGAAGGAUCGCUGGAAUGGCUGUACCCUGCUGGGGCUUUGCGCCUCAGCCUGUUCCCCCGCCUGCCCAUGGGCGCCGCCGGCAAAGAGAAACCGCAGCACCUGACCGCUUGCAUCAAGCCCUCUGGCAGCUUCCGGGGAGCUCAGAUUUACCUGGAACGGGACGGGGUCUUGGAGCUGCUGCUCUCAGAGACCGAUGCCGCCUUGCAGCCCAAGGUGCACUGUUUCAGGUGGUUGCCCAGGGAGAAAGUGGCCCUGUUCCUGCAGUCCACGUUGCAUCAGGAUAUCAGCCGCCGGAUUGCGGCUUUCCGUUACGAGCUGCGGGGCGAGUGGAGCUCACAGGUCUCCUGGUCUUGGAGGAAUCUCAGCGUGGAAGAUGCAGGGACUUGCCGUCCAUGUAACAACACUGAAAUCCUGAUGGCGGUUUGCACAAGUGAUUUUGUUAUCCGUGGCAAUAUCCGGGCGGUCUCCAACGACAGGGAAGCCCAAGAAUCUAUCAUCAGUGUGAGUGCCACUCGGAUCCACCGACAGAAGUUUGCUUUGUUCCAACCGGUUGGCAAAUCUGGGAAAUCCACCGGCAACAUCCACACCCUGCUACGAUGUGGGGUAAAACCUGGUCCAGGCAGUUUUUUAUUCACUGGCUGGAUGCACUUUGCAGAGGCCUGGCUCACCUGUGCCCCCCGCUACAAAGACUUCCUCCACAUCUACGAGGAGGCACGCCAGGCUCACGAAAAUCCCUGCGAAGUCUCGUUGGACUGAUCUGAGAUGGGACGAGGUCAGGAAGAAGGGAAGCCCCUGGGGGGUUCUGUGAUCGUGCCAGAAGCAGCCGCCCUCGUCUGGGCAGUGGGAGGUGAACCCUGUCCUUAGACACAAGAAAGGCAAGUGCUUUCCUUGCUCUGGGACACCAAAUGGGUCUACCAACCCAUAACUCUUUCCCUGGUUCUCUGUGGAUGAGUUAUCUUGACCAAGUCCGAGUGGAGCCUGCUGAGCUGUUCUCUGAUAAGGUUGAGAAACAUCAUGAAGCAGAUCAAGGGUUUUCAGAACUUCCCAAAGCUGGAAAUGAGGUGGAGCUUGGGAUUUUUGUCUUUUAUGUUGUCACCACCCAUGAAAGCCAACAUAAUUAUUCCUGAGUUUGCAGCAAGCCACACCUGCUCCACCUCAUCAUGGAUGUCUGCAGAUACAUCACCACGCCAACAGGAGCUACCAUCAGUCUAAGGUCUAAGAAAAGGAUGAUCUAUUCAACUGCUCCUCCAUAAUCAACUGAGAAAGCCCAGGAGAUGAUCCAGUUUUUCUCUGUGCGGGGUUGUAUGGUAGAUCACCAUUAGCUUCUGUGAUCCAAGGGUACCAUCCUCAAAGUAUAUGAAGAACCAGAUGUUUUCAGGAAGGCAGAGAAGAAGGUCACCAUGCUUCCUUCCAGUCAAACAUGCUGAGAGAUGCCAGAAAGGGGGACAAAAUGUGCAACUGGAGAGGGCACCUGCUCAGUUUUACUCAUUUUCAUUUUUUAAAUACAUCAGUCUCUAGGUAAUACAAGCAGGGAAGACAAAGCUUUAAACAACCGCAGAUGAAACACGUUUUUCCCCAAAUAACAUGAAUGUGAAAAUGGGUUGAUUGAAUUCCAGAUCUGAAUACCUGGACUGGGUUGCAAGAUUUGUUCAAAUAGUCUGGCUCCAACCACCAGCUUUUCUUCAUAAAACUUACCUUUCUGAUUUCAUGGACACUGAUUAACAGUGGAGAUCCAGACUGGAUUCACGCAUUGUGUUGAACUGUGCUUUGGGCUUUGGGCUCAGUCUGUCAUAUGAA
This is a messenger RNA of Candoia aspera, 1941 nucleotides long. RefSeq names its product meteorin, glial cell differentiation regulator (gene METRN). The coding region runs from base 1 to 900 and encodes 299 amino acids. Gene Ontology annotation, biological process: glial cell differentiation; positive regulation of axonogenesis. The record is from RefSeq and is a predicted model, not a curated record. NCBI's taxonomy places the organism in Eukaryota, Metazoa, Chordata, Lepidosauria, Squamata, Candoiidae. The transcript is spliced from 4 exons. Gene Ontology annotation, molecular function: hormone activity.